AUGGUUAUUACAUGUAUUAAUUAUUGUGAGUACUGUUUAUUCGCAUACACUGCAGGUGUCUUACAGAUUAAUAAAAAAACAUCAGAGCCUCAGGAAUUUAACGAUUUCUUCCAGGAAAUAUUUAAAUCUGAUGCGGCCUUUAAGGCAUUUAACCUCUUAGAUAUUAAGCACAAACAGCUCAUGCAUUCGUAA
Plasmodium inui San Antonio 1 is the source of this 192-nucleotide messenger RNA. RefSeq lists its product as hypothetical. The record is from RefSeq and is a predicted model, not a curated record. Bases 1 to 192 code for a protein of 63 amino acids. The transcript has a single exon. NCBI's taxonomy places the organism in Eukaryota, Apicomplexa, Aconoidasida, Haemosporida, Plasmodiidae.